Molecule: messenger RNA, 2046 nt
Organism: Haliotis rubra (blacklip abalone)
Lineage: Eukaryota; Metazoa; Mollusca; Gastropoda; Lepetellida; Haliotidae
Product: endochitinase 2-like
Exons: 5
Coding region: 28-1677 (549 amino acids)
Source: RefSeq, a predicted model, not a curated record
GAUAUUCCAGUAGGGUAUCACACAGACAUGCCUCGUGCAGCAGCUCCCAAUGUCGCCGGCAACAAAACAGCCAAACAGGACAGCACCUACCGAUCUUUUGUGGCGUCCAAGGCCGUGGACGACAACCUGAGUCAGUCCAUGAGCCGAGGUGGGUGUUCUCACACACUGCCGACGCUCGCGUUAACGUGGUGGCAGGUAGACUUGGGCAGUGUGUACAACAUCACCACGGUGGAGAUUUCCAACAGACAAGAUUGUUGUGGAAACAGGUUGAGGGAGUUCCACGUUACCAUGCACAUGGUUGACCCUGAGACGUGUGAUGCACAGAAUCUCUGUUUGUAUUAUCCUGCAUCCUUUGAAAAUGGAGAGACCAGAGUUCUCCACUGUGACCAGCCAACGGUGGGACGAUAUGUCAGGAUCACAAAAUACAAUCAGUCGUCUGCCCUUGAAUUGUGUAACGUUAUCAUAAGGGGGCAGCCAGUUCGAGGUUCAACAACAACCACAGACAUCACCUCGACCGUGACACCAGCCUCACGUGCAGCAACAACCACAGACAUCACCUCGACCGUGACACCAGCCUCAAGUGCAGCAACAACCACAGACAUCACCUCGACCGUGACACCAGCCUCAAGUGCAGCAACAACAACGGAUAUAACCACGACCGUGACACCAGCCUCAAGUGGAACAACAGAUAUCACCACUACCGUGACACCAGCCUCACGUGCAACAACAACCACAGACAUCACCUCGACCGUGACACCAGCCUCAAGUGCAGCAACAACAACGGAUAUAACCACGACCGUGACACCAGCCUCAAGUGGAACAACAGAUAUCACCACUACCGUGACACCAGCCUCACGUGCAACAACAACCACAGACAUCACCUCGACCGUGACACCAGCCUCAAGUGCAGCAACAACAACGGAUAUCACCACGACCGUGACACCAGCCUCAAGUGCAGCAACAACCACGGAUAUCACCACGACCGUGACACCAGCCUCACGUGCAACAACAACCACAGACAUCACCACGACCGUGACACCAGCCUCACGUGCAGCAACAACAACGGAUAUCACCACUACCGUGACACCAGCCUCACGUGCAGCAACAACAACGGAUAUCACCACUACCGUGACACCAGCCUCAAGUGCAGCAACAACCACAGACAUCACCACGACCGUGACACCAGCCUCACGUGCAACAACAACCACAGACAUCACCACGACCGUGACACCAGCCUCACGUGCAACAACAACCACGGAUAUCACCUCGACCGUGACACCAGCCUCAAGUGCAACAACAACCACAGAUAUCACCACUACCGUGACACCAGCCUCACGUGCAGCAACAGCAAGCACUGAGCUCGCCAUUCCAUACAACCCUUUCCCACAGCGCAAGAUUGUGGUGAAGUGUAUGUGCCAAUGUAAAGAUUCGUCGCUUCCCUCAGACGUCAAGCAAGUGGCAGAAGCUGCGCGGGUGAUCAAGAAGAAGCUGGAAGUUGAGGCGAGGACUUUGAGCAAGUAUGUUCAGAAGAAGAAGAGCGCUAAAGACGAGCGGUCUUCCUCCACCAACAUGGGGUAUCUGGCCAUAUCACUCAUGUGUGUUCUAUUCGGAGCAGUGGUCAUACCUGACGUGGUCAGUGUGAUUACAGCCAAAUACAUCAACAUCAAGGGAAUGUGAUACCGCGGUAUUGUACCUGGACACCAAGAGCACAGUUAAAGUGGCAAGAGGAUUUUCAGUGUGGUCUUGACUGGAACUGUAUUUUCCCAUUCCUAAAAUCGUUUAAAUCAACACAAGACACCAAACUGAGAUGGUUCGAAUACAGGAUACUCCGUAGAAUUAACUACCAAUACAUUUCUUUAAAAAAUUAAAAUAAAAGAUUCUAACUUAUGUUCAUUCUGUAAUGAAGAAAAGGAAUCUAUUUGUCACUUGUUAUGAGAAUGUGAAUUUGUGCAAACCAUAUGGUCAAAUUUUUUAUCAUGGUUAACAGAAGGUUGUGACCCUAUCCAUAAUCUCAAACUCACUAUGGAACUGAUAAUUUUUGGCUGU